AUGGAAUCCUGGACUGCUACUAACGAGGAUGAGCAGCGUGCGGCGGGUUCCAGCGACUGGGUUUCGCCAGCGAAGCCCAAGGAGCAAGACCGCUCCAACGGACUCGGAACAGGCGUGACGGACCUAGCAGCGGGCUUCAUCGUGUGUGUGGGAGUGGCAGCUAUGGCCUUUAUGGGGUUCAAACGCCAGGCAGCUCGCCUUGCUCCAUCCGUGCAGCAUCAACCUCCUGCCACUACUGUCGUCGUCACUACUGCUGUCACUGCGGCUGUAGCUACUCCAGUCGCUACCCCAGCUGUUAAACCUGCCACCGAUUCACAUGCGAAGCCAGCAGAAACAGGUGCACCCACCCUCGCUGCACCUGCACCAGAUACCACCUUUGUUAAGGCCAAGGACGCUCCUCCUGCUCCUCAUCUACAGUCUGUCGAUUCUGUAGUUGCUGAUGUAGUGUCAGAUACUGCAUCUGUGCCUUCUGCUGGCAAGCCAGCCCUUGACCCAGAGGCUAAAACCCCUGGUGCGGCCGGCACCACUGCAGCGGCAGUGGAUUCUGUGCCUGCUGCAUCCAAACCAGCUGAAACGGCAGCACUGGUAGCAACACCGGCUGAAGCAACAGCAGCGCCAGCUUCGAAUGAAGCAGCAGCAGUAGCAGCUCUUGAAGCUAUGAAAGAAGAAGCUGCUGCUGUAGCCCCCACUCUGGGCGAUGCAGUACGUGCGGCAGCGCCAGCUGCUUCAGUCGCGGAUGCAGCUGCUCCAGUUGCACCAGCGCUGUCGCCCGCCACUGACACCACUCCAGCAGAUGCUGCCAAGGAACCUCUCGUUCCUCUGCCUCUGCCUGUUCCCGUGCCCGUGCCUGUGACUGUGACUGAGAGUGCAGUACUAGUGGUGGAAGCGGCAGAACAAGGAGGCAGUGGCAGCAACAGCGCCAGCGUCAGCAGCAAGGAGGUGCAGAGGGGAAGCGCGAGUGAAACAAGGGUUGAGUCGGUGGAUGCGAGGGAGACAGCUUUGGAUGAACCUGCUGCUGUUGGUGUCUUUUUAGCUUCCGAUGAGAAUUCUUCUGCUGCUGCUACUGAUGCUGCUCCUGCAGCUGCUGCUGCUGCUGAUGGUGGUGGUCUCGCCGCUGCUGAUGCGAGCACUCAAACCCCUGUGCUUGCGGCACACGCAGCACUCGAGUCUCCUGCCAAUGCAGACAGUCCCAGUCUAGAGGAGCAAGUAGAGUCUAUCGCAUUCGAUGUAGCCUCUUCUGUUGCCGCCGCUGCAGCUCCUGCUGAUGCAGCAGCUGCAGCUGUCGACGCCAUUGCUGCAAUUGCAGAUGCCAGUGCUGCUGCUGCUGCUGCUGCUGCUGCCACCCCCCCCGCUCUGUCUCUCCCGGCGAAGCAUCAUGACUCUCAAAUGCUUUCCACGAAGGAUCUCCUCCCCUCGCACGCAUCUCAACUGUCCUCUGAAGCUGUCUCUUCCCUUACUUCACCGGAUUCCGCCCAUGCUUCUGCUGUGCACGCUGCUGCAGCAGAUAAGCCUGCUGUGGCGGCCGAAUCUGCAGAGGCAGAGUCUUCUAAGCUGGGUGAGUCUGCUCCCUUGCCGCUCGCAGGCACAGCAGCUUUAGAAGCAACGGUGGUUCCGGCAGCGGCAGCAGGGAAAGUAGCAGCGCUUGAGGCAGCCGUGGGGGGAGCAACCGCAGGAGAAGCAGCAUUGACAGAAGCACUGCCAGCAAUGCAAGCUGCAACGCCAGAGGCAGCGCCAGCGGCAGUGGCGGCAGCGCCAGCAGAAGCGCCAGCAGAAGCGCCAGCAGCAGCAGCGCCAUCAGUAACAGCAGUGGUAGCGGAGAUGGAAGAGGCGGAGGCGGUGGAGAAGCUGUCUCCGUUUGAAGACGCUGUGGAGCAUUUUGAGGCUAUUGAGGAGGAGGUACUUGAGGCACCAGUGCCGGCAGCAGCAGUUGCUUCAGAUACGAGUGUCACAGCAGCAGCAGCAGUACCAGCAGAAGCACCAACGGCAGCAGCAGCAGUAGUCCCUUCAGAGAAAACAGAUGGUGUUCUCGAAACUGUGCCAGGAGCUUCACCGGUGACUGCGACGUCUGCUGAAGGGAAGGGGGAGGAGAGAGAGAAGGAGGGGACAACAAGGCAAGAAGGAGGAGGAGCAGUGAGUGCGGUGAUGGGCGGUGUGAAGGAGUGGUGGGAGAGGAUUGCAGCGAGUGCGUUUGUGCCUGCGCCUGUGAGCGCCGUCUCUUCUAAGCUAGCCGGUGUGGCAAAGAGCGUGGGCGGAACCGGUGGGGUUCAGAACAACCAGCAGCAACAGCAGCAGCAGCAGGAGGAGGUGCAGGUGCAGCAGCAGGGGAGAGCGGCAGGGCAGAGGGUGGUGGUGAGAGCAGCAGCGGACGCAGGGCAGCAGCAGGCCGUGCAGGACCUGCAGUUGCUGGGGGUGAUUGAAGGCCACGUGGACGCCUCUAGCCUCUGCAGUCGCAGGGAGUUCGCACGAUGGCUCGUGCAUGCCUCCAACGCUCUUGCCAGUGACCCAGCGCACAGGGUGCAGCCAGCCAUGUACAUAGACGGCCUUUCCACGCCUGCCUUUGAUGACGUGGGACCUCUAGACCCGGACUAUGCGGCCAUACAAGGUCUAGCUGAGGCGGGGUUGAUAUCCAGCAAGCUAUCCUUCACAGACCUGGGCUGCCCCCGCACGGCCACCACCACCACCACCACCACCACCACCACCACCGCUCAGUCGUCCGACUCUUCUCAGUCUGCUGCCUCUGCUGCGUUCCGCGCUCGCCCAGGGUGCAACAGCGGCAGCGGCGCUCUCUUCCACCCAGACAGCGCGUUGACGCGGCAGGACCUGGUGUCAUGGAAGGCAGCUCUGGACUCGGUUGUGCACCCACACGACGUCUCCAUGCUCGCUCACCUCUCCUCUCAGGCUGCCAUCGCGCUGGCUGCUGCAGGCGAGGGGCGGGAGCUAGUGCGAGAGGCAGUAGGGAGAGCGAGAGCAGAGAGAGGUGCUGCGGCUGCGCUGGAAGCAGCACAGGAGGAGGCGGAGAGGAGGCAGAGGGAGGCUGUGCGGGAGAUGGUGGAGAGGGAUGAGAUGGUGGGGGAGGAGCGGCGGGUGAGGGAGGCGGUGGAGGAGGCAGGAGAGGUGCUGCGGGUUUCUGCAGAGAGGGUUGAGGAGGAGUUGGAGCAGGAGAAGGCGUCCGUCCUUCAGUUGAAGUCCUCACUGCAGGAGCAGCAGCAGCAGGCGGAGAGGGAACGGCAGCAGCAGCAGCAGGCAGCAGCGUCGGAGCAGGAGCGCGUGCAAAAGGAGAUGCAGGCAGUGCGGCAGCAGUGGGAGGAGGUGCAGCGCAUGCUGGGACAGGCAGAGGAGGCAGCGCAGCGAGCGAGGGAGAGGGAGAGCGAGGUGCAAGGGGAGAAGGAGGCUCUACAGAAGGCGAGGGUUGAGGCGGAGGCAGAGCUUGUGCUGGUGAGGGCGGCAAGUGCGCAGGUGCAGCAGGCAUGGCGGGAGGUGGCGGAGAGGGAGAGGGAGGUGCAGGAGAGGGAGAAGCAGCAUCUGCUGCAGAUGAAGAUGAGAGAUGAGGAGCAGCAGCAGGAGGAGGAGGGGAGGGAGGGCCAGAAAGUGAGUCCAGAAGGAGCAGGGGCAGCAGGAGUCACCACCAUAGCAGCUGAUGCUGAUGCCAAUGCCAGCUCUGCUGAUUCCCCCAGUGGCCUCUCCUCUUUCAUCAACCGCAUCAUCUCCCUCUCACCCUUCUCCCGCGCCCACCCUCCACUCGACCCCACUCCUGCCUCUGUGGCUGCGCCUGUUGCCGUGGACCCUAGUGAGUGGGGCGUGAAGGUUGCAGCUGAAGCAGCACACCGCAGCACAGCCGCUGCUGAUACUGCUGGUUCGGCCACUGCUACUGCGAAUGCAACAACUGCCAAGGGUACUCGUGAGAGGCGUGGUGAUGGCAGGGAUUUUGAGCGCUCGGAUGAGCGGGAUACUGCGGGGACGGCAGCAUGGGGAGGGUUGAAGGAGAGAGGUGUGGAUCCAGAGGCUUGGAAGGCCCGGGCUUCGGAGUUGGUUCAGCCUGUGGGGGAGAGAAUGCGCGAGGCUGUGAGGGUUGCUGAGAAGGGUUGGGAGACGAUGGGGGAGAGGGUGGAAGGGUUGAAAAAGGAGGUGGGGGUGGCUCGUAUGCAGAUGGAGGUUGGUAGGGCUGCGGGCGAGGCAGUGGCGAGAGGGAGGGGAAUGGUUGAGGAGGGGCGGAGAGCGGUUGAGGAAGGGGUGAAAGCAGUGGGAGGUGCAGGGGUAGUGGUGAGGGAGAGGGUUGGGGAAAUGGUGGAAAAGGGUGGGAGUAGAUUGAGUGAGGUGGUGCAGACUGGAGGGAAGAAAGUGGAGGAGAUAAAGGGGAAGGUGGGUGGUGCUGUGGUGGAAUUGAAGGGUGUGGUGGAGGAGGCAUGGAGCAAGAUGGCAGAUGGUGGGGGGGAGGGUGAUGCUAGGGGGAAGAGUGGGAGUGCAAGUCAGGAAUUUAGUCCCAGAAUGCUGAGUCCCAAUUCCCCUUUCCUCCACCGCAAUUCCCCUUCCCGUGUCAUGAUUACCCCUUCCCGCCUCCCCGGUUUUCCUUCCCGCCGCGCAUUUCCCCUUUCCGCCUCCCCGAUUCCCAUUCCCGCUCCCGGUAUCCCCUUCACACAUUUGCGUUUCCCCUUCCCGCACCCCAUUUCCCCUUCCCGCCUCCCCGUUUCGCAUUCCCGCUCUCCCACAUUCGCGUUUCCCCUUCACGGUCCCCAUUACCCCUUCCCACCUCCCCGUUUCCCCUUCCCGCUCCCCGUUUCCCCUUCCCGCUCCCCGUUUCCCCUUCUCGCUCCCCGUUUCCCCAUCCCACCUUCCCGUUUCCCCUUCCCGCUCCCCAUUAUCCCUCCCCGCCUCCCCGUUUCCCCUUCUCGCCCCCUCGUUUUCCCUACCCGCCUCCCCGUCUCCCUCUCGUUUCUCCACCUUCUCCCUCUCGAUUCCCCCCUUCCCCCUCUCGUCUACCCCCCUCCCCCCUCUCAUGUCCCACCUUUCUCCUUCUCAUUUUUCCCCAUUCUCCGUCUCAUCCCCCCCCCCCCCCCUUCUCAAGCUCACCUACCCCCUUUCUCCCUCUUAGCUCCUCUCUUCCUACGCCCUGCUUCCCCCUUUACUCUCUCGUCCCUACACCCUUCAUUCCCCUCUCCGCUCUCUGCCUUAUACCCUUCUACCUCCUUUCCCCUCUCUGUCUUACACCCCUCUUGA
Messenger RNA from Closterium sp. Naga37s-1, 5214 nucleotides. NCBI's taxonomy places the organism in Eukaryota, Viridiplantae, Streptophyta, Zygnematophyceae, Desmidiales, Closteriaceae. The record is from the annotation of a GenBank genome assembly.